AUGGUGAUAACGCGGCGGCCGGACUCACAAUGGAAGACGAACCCGAUAUCGCCUGGCUCCGCCCGUUUCGGCGGCAGCCCCACCUCUUCCGGUGAGGGCAGCGUCGGCCGCACUCGCAGCAGAGGCGGAAGCGGAGGAGAGGCCGAUUUUCUUGAUGGGAUGAAGCGCGCUUGCGCUGCUGCCAAGCCAACGCUGAAGGUGGCAGUGGAGAAGGCGGAGGCGGCCGAAGGAAAGGAUAAGGCCGCCGUGAUUGUUGACCACAGCGCCGCUAGCAACGUCGAACUUCUGAUUAUAGGCCGCAAGAGGAAUGUGCUCUCCAAAUCAAUUUUAGGGGGUAGAAGAGGUUUAUCGUUCAAAGCAUUGAUGGAGACGGCAGAGUAUGCGAUUUAGAAUAGCAAAUGCACACGUGUCUCGGUUCAAAGGAAAACUAAU
Messenger RNA from Salvia splendens (bonfire salvia), 432 nucleotides. RefSeq lists its product as uncharacterized. The record is from RefSeq and is a predicted model, not a curated record. The transcript has 3 exons. NCBI's taxonomy places the organism in Eukaryota, Viridiplantae, Streptophyta, Magnoliopsida, Lamiales, Lamiaceae. Bases 1 to 390 code for a protein of 129 amino acids.